UUGAAGGACUCCAGCCGUCGCUACAGCCACUGGGCCCUGUCAGCAUGAACGCUCCACGCCGGGCCGGGCCCGAGGCCUUGCUGCUGCUCUUGCUCCUGGACUGGACCAGCUCCACUUUCAUCACUGUGAACCGAGGGAUGAGGGUGAUGAAGGGCAGUUCCGCCUUCCUGUCGGCAGAGGACCUGAAGUUUGCCAUCCCCAGGGAGAAGGACGCCUGCAAAGUGGAGGUGGUGAGGAAUGAGCCGAUAACCCAGAGGGUUGGAAAGCUCACCCCACAGGUCUUUGACUGCCAUUUCCUUCCCAAUGAAGUAAGGUACGUUCACAAUGGGUGUCCGAUCCUUGAUGAAGAUACUGUGAAGCUUAGGCUUUACAGAUUUACUGAAACAGACACAUUCACGGAAACCUUUGAGCUGCAGGUCCAUCUCCUGGAACCAGACUGUAACAUCAUCCACAUGAGUGACAAAGUGCUGGAGGUGUCUGAGUUUUAUGGCCUGUCCAGAACCAUCGAUAAGAACCUGCUCAGCUUUGAUUAUGACAGGACAGCCAACCUGGAAUGUACCAUCAGGCUAGACCCCCUGACAACCCUGCUGCCAGCCCAUGGACAAAUGGUUGUGGUGGAACCUCUUCCAGAAGGACCUCGUGGAGAUCAGCCACACAGUUUUUUCCCCGAGUCCCAACUGGGAACAGAACUGAAGUGUCCAGGUGGAAGCUGUGCCCUGGGAUUGAAGAAAAUAGGAAGUCUCAAAGUGAGCUGUGAGGAGUUCCUGCUGAUGGGGCUUCGUUAUCAACAUAUGCAGCCCCCCUCCCCCAACAUUGAUUAUAUCCCCAUCCAACUGGAUCUCAUGGACAGCAGGAGUAAAAUCGUGUACAAGUCUGAGAGGGCGUGGUUGCCUGUCUUCAUCAGAGCUGGUAUUCCAAACCAGAUUCCAAGGGCGGCGUUCAUGGCCAUGUUUAUUCUGGAAGUGGACCAGUUCAUCCUCACCUCUCUGACUACGUUGGUCCUGGACUGUGAAGAAGAUGAGACCCCUAAACCCUUGCUGGUGUUCAACAUCACUAAAGCUCCGCUCCAGGGUUAUGUGACUCACCUGUCAGAUCACACCAGACCCAUCUCCUCAUUUACCUGGAGAGAUCUCAGUGACUUGCAGAUUGCCUAUCAGCCACCAAAUAGCAGCCAUUCUGAGAGGAGACAUUAUGAGAUUGAACUGGAGGUGUUGGACUUCUUCUUUGGGAAGAGUGCCCCCAUCGUAGUCCACAUUUCCAUCCGAACAGCAGACACCAAUGCUUCCCGAGUGUCCUGGAAUACAGGUCUGGACCUCCUGGAGGGGCAGUCUCGGGCCAUCACCUGGGAACAGUUUCAGAUUGUUGACAAUGAUGACAUUGGUGCUGUCCAGUUGGUCACUGUCGAUGGCCUGCGGCAUGGACGCCUUACCGUAAGAGGGGAGAAAGGAUUCCUCUUCACUGUGGCUGAUCUUCAAGCUGGAGUUGUUCGCUAUCAUCACGAUGACAGCGACUCCACCAAAGACUUUGUGGUAUUCAGGAUAUUCGAUGGCUUUCACAGCACCCGCCACAAAUUUCCCAUCAAUAUCUUACCCAAAGAUGACAGUCCUCCAUUCCUCAUAACCAAUGUUGUGAUUGAACUGGAGGAGGGGCAGACCGUCCUGAUCCAAGGGUCCAUGCUGAGAGCUUCAGACAUGGACUCCAGUGAUGACUACAUCUUCUAUAAUAUCACAAAGCCCCCACAGGCUGGAGAGAUCAUGAAGAAGCCAGGGCCAGGACUGAUAGGCUACCCUGUCCAAGGCUUCCUUCAGAGGGAUCUGUUUAAUGGAAUCAUUUCCUAUCGUCACUUCGGUGGAGAAAUAUUUGAAGAUUCUUUUGAAUUUGUCCUGUGGGACAGCCAUGAGCCUCCAAAUCUGUCAGGGCCACAGAUCGUGACAAUCCAUAUCACUCCAGUAGAUGACCAGCUUCCAAAAGAGGCUCCUGGAGUCUCUCGACAUUUGGUUGUUAAGGAAACAGAGGUGGCCUACAUAACCAAGAAGCAUCUACAUUUCCUAGAUAUGGAAUCAUGUGACAGAGAGCUGCUCUACACAGUAACAACACCUCCAUUUUUCUCUUUCGGCCCCAGACACUCGGAUGCUGGGAAGUUAUUCAUGGUGGACAGCAUACCGAAGCUAACCAAAAACCCAGUAGCCCUGGGAUUAAGGUCAUUUACUCAGCAUGCUGUGAACCAUAUGAAAGUGGCCUACAUGCCCCCUAUGCAAGAUAUUGGGCCCCAUCUCCAGCACGUCCAGUUUACAGUUUCUAUCAGUAACCAACAUGGUGGCACUUUGCAUGGGAUAUGCUUUAACAUUACCAUUCUUCCAGUGGACAAUCAAGUUCCUGAGGUCUUCACCAACUCUCUGAGAGUGGCUGAGGGAGGUCAAUGCAUCGUGGACACAGAGCACAUCCAUGUUUCUGAUGUGGAUACCCUACCGGACAAUAUCUACCUCUCUCUGACGGGGACCCCGCUGAGUGGAAGGGUGGAGCUGAAUGGAUUUCCCCUAAAUCCAGGGGAUACAUUUUCUUGGAGAGACCUUCAUACCUUAAAAGUUAGGUAUCAACAUGAUGGAUCUGAGGUUCUUCAGGAUGACAUAUGUUUGGAAGUCACAGAUGGCAAAAAUUCAGCAGAAUUUGUUCUACAUGUUGAGGUAUUCCCUGUAAAUGAUGAGCCACCAGUCCUAAAGGCUGACCUCAUAGCCGUUAUGCCCUGCCUUGAAGGUGGAGAGGUGGUCAUCACCCCUGAAUAUCUUUGUGCUACUGACAUGGACAGUGAUGACUUGACACUGGUGUUUAUGAUUGUUGGAGAACCUCAGCAUGGGAUGGUGAAGAAGGCUGGAGUGAGAGUGGACAGUUUUUCUCAGGCGGAUGUUAUCUCAGGGGCAGUGACAUACAGACACACAGGUGGUGAGAUUGGCCUGGUACCUUGUUUUGACACCAUUACAUUGGUGGUUUUGGAUGGAGAAGCCAGCCCUGUCAUCAAUGGCUGUUGCUACCACAGGCCUGAUCCAUCAGCUCUUCAAGAGGCCUUUCCAGUGUAUGAUCUCAAUAUCACAGUGCAUCCAGUAGACAAUCAACCACCUUCCAUUGAAAUUGGUACCAUGUUCGUUGUAGAUGAAGGCUUCUCUGCAGCCAUUACCAUUAACCACUUGUCUGUCACUGACCCUGACACUGCUGCAGAUGACUUGGAAUUUGUUUUGGUUUCUCCUCCUCAAUUUGGCUACCUUGAAAACACACUCCCUUCUGCUGGUUUUGAGAAAAGCAACAUGGGCAUCAGUAUAUCUUCAUUUCAGUGGAGAGACAUGAAGUCUUUGCACAUUAACUAUGUGCAAUCCAAGCAUCUGAGGAUAGAACCAACGGCCGAUCAGUUCGUGGUCUCUGUUACAGACGGGUCACAACGCUCCUCUGAGACAUCAUUUUACAUUCGAAUCAACCCCACCAAUGAUGAGGCCCCUGACUUUGUAGUGCAGAACCUUACCGUGUGCCAGGGUGGAAUGGUGGAGCUGGAUUCUUCCAUCAUCAGUGCUGCUGACCUGGACAUUCCUAAGGACCACUUACUCUUCAGCAUCUCUCAGAAACCACAUCAUGGUCUCCUCAUCCAUGGGGGACCCAGUGAAAACACUCCUCCAAAUAACCAGCCAGCCAACCCUCACCAGAAACAUGAGCUCAUUCAUAACUUUUCCAUGGACCUUCUUAAGACUGGACUGAAGCUGUCAUAUGUGCAUGAUGGCUCAGAGGGCCUAGCUGAUGACUUUGCAGUCCAGUUGUCAGAUGGGAAACACAAGAUAGUUAAAAUGAUUUCAAUAGAGGUCUUUCCAGUUAAUGAUGAGAAACCAACAUUAAGCAAGAAGGCUGAAGUUGUGGUGAAUGUGGGUGAUACUCGUAUCCUGUCAAGUGCUGUCCUUUCUGCCAUAGAUAAAGACUCCCCCAGGGAGAAGAUUUACUAUUUAUUUGAAAAGCUUCCCCAAAAUGGACAACUUCAACUUAAGAUAGGGAGGGGCUGGGUCCCUCUCUCCCCUGGCAUGAAAUGCACCCAGAUGGACGUGGAUCUGAACUUGCUGAGAUACACACACACGGGGGCAAUUGAUUCCCACAAUCGAGAUAGCUUUACCUUCUACCUCUGGGAUGGUGACAACAGAUCACCUGCAUAUGAUUGUCACAUCAUCAUUAAGGACAUGGGAAAAGGUGACAUCGUCAUUCUUACAAAACCACUGGUGGUGUCUAAAGGUGAUCGGCGGAUCCUGACGACCUCCACGCUCCUGGCUGUGGAUGCAACAGACAGGCCUGAGGAACUGGUGUAUGUCAUCACCUCCCCUCCACAGCAUGGCCAGGUGGAAUACGUCCGCUAUCCUGGAGUUCCCAUCACAAGCUUCAGUCAAAUGGAUGUUGCAGGACAGACAGUUUGCUAUGUUCACAUGAGCAAGGCAGCAGUUUGCCAUGACAGCUUCAGAUUCAUCAUCAGUAAUGGACUGCAGACAAAGCAUGGGGUGUUUGAAAUCAUACUGGAGACUGUGGACAAAGCCUUGCCUGUGGUGACCAGGAACAAAGGGCUGAGGUUGGCUGAAGGGGCCAUGAGUCUGCUCUCCCCUGACCAACUCCAAGUGACUGACCCAGAUACCUCUGCAGAAAACCUCACCUUCAUCCUGGAUCAGCUCCCACAGCAUGGCAAGCUCUACCUAAGGGGGUCAGUGCUGAUCCAACUCAAUUUUACUCAGCAGGAUGUGGACAGCAGGAAGGUGGCCUAUCAGCACUCAGGAGGUCACUCUCACACAGACUGCUUUACUUUUGUGGUCACAGAUAGGACAAACCGUGGCUUUGUUGUGGAUGGGAGAGUGCAGGAAGAGCCUGUUUCAUUCACCAUUCAGGUAGACCAGUUGGACAAAACAGCCCCCCGGAUCACACACUUACAUUUCCCUUCUCAAGUGAGCCUCCUAAAAAAUGGCUGUUAUGGGAUUUACAUCACUUCCCAUGUGCUGAAGGCAUCAGACCCUGACACCGAGGAUGAUGAGAUUAUCUUUAAGAUUUUACGAGGCCCACUAUAUGGACAUCUGGAGAACACAACAACAGGUGAAUUUAUCCAUGAGAAAUUUAGCCAAAAGGAUUUGAACAGUAAGACUAUUCUUUAUAUGAUAAACCCAUCUUUGGAAGUAAAUUCAGAUUUCAUGGAACUUCAAGUCACCGACCCCACAGGGAACUCUGCAACCCCUCAAAUUUUGGAGUUGAAGUGGUCUCAUAUUGAAUGGUCACAGUCUGAAUAUGAAGUCUGUGAAAAUGUGGGUAUGUUGACCUUGGAAGUUACCAGAAGGGGCUAUUCCAUGGAUUCGGCCUUCGUGAGCAUAAAGGUCAACCAAGUGUCAGCGACAGUUGGAAAAGAUUUCACAGUGACUCCAUCCAAACUCAUUCAGUUUGAUCCAGGAAUGUCAACUAAGAUGUGGAAUAUAGCAAUUACCUAUGACGGAUUAGAGGAAGAUGAUGAGGUCUUUGAAGUAAUUCUGAACUCCCCUGUGAAUGCAGUUCUUGGCACGAAGACAAAAGCUGCAGUGAAAAUUUUGGACUCAAAAGGAGGACAGUGCCUGACUUCCUAUUCCUCCAACCACAGCCAGCACAAGGCAUGGGAAAAGGGUGUUUGGCCCUUGUUGCCCUCUGGCUCCUCCUCAUCCAUUUCUGGUGGUUUCCCUCAUCUGGAAAGAAGAUACCCUUCAUCUUCUCAGCAGCUAGUGGUCACCAAGGGGAGCACCCUGCGGAGCUUUGAUGCUGCAGUUCUUUCUCAAAGGAAGCUCAGGACCCAUGGGAACGGCAAGGCAGUUUUACCAUCCUCUGUUUAUAAAAAUGGAACAGACAUCAUCUAUAAUUACCAUGGGGUGGUUUCUUUGAGACUGGAAGAUGACAGUUUUCCCACUCACAAAAGGAAGGCUACCGUAUCCAUCCUGAGUCAGCCACACAGGACAGUCAAAGCAGCAGAGCUGCCUCUGGCAGAGACAGAAUCCACAAGUGCCUCACACUUUCCCAGACAGAACCAGUUGCCAUCAUUCCCAAAGAAUUGCACGGUGGAGAUAAAGGGACUCCUCCAUUUUGAAGAAAGUAACCAAAAACUGUAUCAAUGCAAUGGAAUUGCCUGGAAAAUCUGGAGUCCCCAAACCAAGGAGGUGGAAGACAAAUCCUGCCCAGCUGGAUGGCACCUGCACUCAGGCUACUGCCAUACCUUGAUCACAGAACAGAAGAGCACCUGGGCCCUGGCCAUGCAAGCUUGCAGGGAACAACACCUGGGCAACCUUGUCACUGUAUUCUCCAGGCAACACAUGCAGUGGUUGUGGCACAUCAGUGGAAAAAAACCCUUUUGGAUAGGAUUGAAUGACCAAGAGCAUGCUGGCCGCUGGGUGUGGAUUGGUGGUGAACCUGUUGCCUUCACCAACUGGAGGAGAGGACGCCCUCAAAACUCAAGGCCUGGAAAGAAUUGUGUUUUGGUACAAAAACAAGGGAAAUGGCAAACGAAGAACUGUGGGAAGGGCAAGCCUCAUAAUUUUAUUUGUUCCUGGAAACUUGAAAUGUAACUGAUUCUGCAGGUGCUCACUUGAGAUGUCUCACCUAUUUAUUUAUAGGACUUAGGAAUAUUGCCCAAAUGAAAUCGAAUUGUUGUGACUGGCUCUGCAUAUCUUUGUGAUUUUAUAUAGUAAAAAUGAAAUCUAGAUUAGUCAUUCCAGGAAGACUGAUAAAUUGUUAUUUCUUACAAGUUGAGAUAUAACUUUUGUAUCACAAUAUCUUUAAAAAAUAAAUGUCUGCAGUAUUAUAAAGUAUAAGAAUUGUUUAUUCCUGAAGACCUGCACCCUCACCCUCUCCAAAUAUCAGGCAGUACCAAUUUUUGUUGCUCUUAGAUUCCCCCCCCCCGUUGUCUCAAAUCUGACAUCAAUGUUGUGGGGGCUCCUACUACUUCAGUCUUCCUACUACUUCAGUCUGAGUGAAGCUAACCCUGUCAGCUCAUUAAACUGAGGUUGAAAUCCUAAGGGUUGGAUUUGCCCUUUGGAGCUCUUUAAAUGGGAACCCUAAAAUUAGAUGCUGGGGGUGAGAAGGAGAGUUCUUUCUAAGAUGACAGAGUAUUUGACACAGUAGUUCAGGUGAGAAUUUAGGGGGCUAACUGUACUUCAGUGAGCUACCCAUAAUAACUCGUGAUAAAAAUCUCCUUUUCUAAUAUGAAUGUCGGCAUUGUGCCAUUCCAAAGUGAAAGAUUGAGUUUCUCUGGCCUUCCACUCUUGAGAAAUUUGAAGUAACAUAAUAUCUUUAAUUUGCAUCUGAGUUUUUUCUACUGAGAAGCUUUUCUCAAGGGCACUUGACAUAAGAGACAGUUGACAUAUAAGAGAAAAGUCCUGCAUCCUCAGAAGUGUCCCUAUGAACUAUGCUGAUGAGCAGAGAAAAUAACAUUGAAAACAGAUCCCUUGAAAGCCUAUCUUCUCAGAAAGAUUUUUGGAUGCAGUUUUGACCCCUUACUUCUUUAAUAUUUGAAGAAAUAUUGAAUAAACUAAUUCUCUAAUGGAAAGGCCUUUUGUUAAUUUAUAGACGCAGCUGAGUGAAACAUUUGUAUAGCAAUGAGGCAGACUAUAUCCUGCACUGAAAUCCCUUUUGUAAUCAAGGUUUAAUUAUAGAAAAUUAUUUUACUUCUGAAAUGCUUGUUAAAAUUUUACUCUUCUAAUAGUCACUGAAAAAUAUGGUUGUACCAAAUGUAACUUGUUAUGGUGUACCAGUGUAACUUCAGAAUUGAAAUGAGGGUCACAAUAGGCUAGAGUUUUGGUACAAUCUCUCUCUCUCUCUCUGAGUCUAUCUCUUACU
This is a messenger RNA of Dipodomys spectabilis (banner-tailed kangaroo rat), 7854 nucleotides long. It is a transcript of the gene Frem1, whose product is annotated as FRAS1 related extracellular matrix 1. The record is from RefSeq and is a predicted model, not a curated record. NCBI's taxonomy places the organism in Eukaryota, Metazoa, Chordata, Mammalia, Rodentia, Heteromyidae. Gene Ontology annotation, cellular component: membrane. Bases 45 to 6584 code for a protein of 2179 amino acids. Gene Ontology annotation, biological process: cell communication. The transcript has 36 exons.